Messenger RNA from Aspergillus ochraceoroseus IBT 24754, 1390 nucleotides. Its product is annotated as TIP41 family protein. The coding region runs from base 79 to 918 and encodes 279 amino acids. NCBI's taxonomy places the organism in Eukaryota, Fungi, Ascomycota, Eurotiomycetes, Eurotiales, Aspergillaceae. Gene Ontology annotation, cellular component: cytosol. The transcript has 3 exons. The record is from RefSeq and is a predicted model, not a curated record. Gene Ontology annotation, biological process: TOR signaling.
UGACUUGUAUACUUAUCGAUAAUUAUCAGAACGCGAAAGGACUGUUUAACGACGUGCAAGUCUAACUCGUAGCAGAGUAUGUCAUCCAACAACCUCGCUCGUCCGCCCGUCAUGGGAAAUACUGCUGCUGUGUCUCCAGGACACCAGAAACCCAAUUCCGUCAAUGUCAAGGGUUUCAAGAUCUCAACUCAGAAACUCCCCAUUCUCAAAGCUGAUCCCAUUGAGGAAAUGACAAAAAAACUUGGGAUCGCACCACCAGAGAUGAUUUUCGGCGAUAAUUACGUUUCGAUCGAGCACGAGAAGAGCGGGUGGAGCAUAACCUUUAAUGCGUUCGAUGCCCUGGACCGAGUCGAUAAGAAGGGCGAGUCGAUGCUCAAGGUCGCAUACUCGAAAGAGUGGCAGGAAAGCAGAGAGGCAACCCAUGAAGGUAUCAAGGAGGUCGUGAAACCAUUCGACUGGUCGUACAGUACCGAUUACGCGGGCACUGUGCAUUGCCCCACGACUCGUCAGUUCGAAGAAACCUUGAAUUCCAUCCCGAUCGAAUUACUUAAACGCCCUGACCCUAUCCUAUUUUUUGACGACGUUAUAUUAUACGAAGACGAACUCGCUGAUAAUGGCAUUGCUAUGCUCUCUUGUAAGAUUCGCGUCAUGCCCGCCAGACUGCUUCUGCUUUCGAGAUUUUUCAUGAGAUUAGAUAAUGUGCUCUUCCGAAUCCGAGAUACAAGGGUAUAUAUAGAUUUCGAAAGCAUGGAAGUCACAAGAGAGUAUCAGUCUAAGGAAUCCGACUAUGAGACAGUUCGACAAAAACUUGCAAGCUUAAGAGAUGACAUACCCGCCAUUAUGAGAGAUCCGAAUAGGCUUUCCGAGAUUCUUCCACUCGUCGAGAGGCGACUGGAACGGGUCAACCUAGGAAACUAGCCGGUUUCGAGAGCUUCAGAUACAAGUAUCCUAUCCACCAAAUAGGCAGCAGAAUGUCAGCUCGAUGAGUAAGAAUUGCAGAAAACGCUUUCCAAAGAUGGAUAUCGCUAGCCCCAUUUUCUCACCCUCCAAAGGUAUUUCAAACCGGAAUCAGGCCACAUAGCCUUACCCAACAGCCUUCAGAAGCUCAUCUGGUCACGGACUCAGCCUCAAUGAGAGCAUCAGUAGAGGACGAGGAGAUUCGUCGGCAAUCGCAGAGGUUGUGGUGCGAGUCUUCCAUUACUUUUAAUGUACUCCGUCAUUUCUCUAUGCCGUUGGCAGACCAUACCCAGGUAACCACCCAGCAAUGAUACCCAAUACUUUGCAUCCAAAUAUCAUUUAUCAUGAAUAACUUUGAGUAUUAGAACAGUGUAGAUAGUUCGGGGCGAAAAUAAGAGAAUAGAACCCUAAAGAGGAUUCGAUCAUUGAUGCU